Cicer arietinum (chickpea) is the source of this 5973-nucleotide messenger RNA. Its product is annotated as protein translocase subunit SECA2, chloroplastic. Gene Ontology annotation, cellular component: membrane; chloroplast envelope. Gene Ontology annotation, biological process: intracellular protein transport; protein targeting; protein import. Gene Ontology annotation, molecular function: protein binding; ATP binding. The record is from RefSeq and is a predicted model, not a curated record. NCBI's taxonomy places the organism in Eukaryota, Viridiplantae, Streptophyta, Magnoliopsida, Fabales, Fabaceae.
ACGACGCCGUGUAAGAAGUGUAAAGUUGUGUUUGGAUGGAGUUGCCGGAAUGUCCGGUGUGUCUUCAAAACUACGACGACGAAAACGCGAUUCCUCGAGUACUAUCAUGCGGCCACACGGUUUGUGAAAUUUGUCUUGUGGAGCUUCCGCCGCGAUUUCCAAACACGAUUCGUUGUCCAGCGUGUACUCAACUCGUUAAUUACUCACCCAAACAAGGCCCUUCUUCUCUUCCUAAAAACAUCGACCUCCUCAGGCUCUGCCUUCAACAACAACAACACUCUUCAUAUUCUAAUCAAUCGCGGAAAUCGAAUCAACGGUCCACGAUCAACGAUGACUAUUCAUCUCGAUUUUGGUCUGACGAGUUCUACGUUGCUUGGAAGGAUUGGAUUCUUCCGUACGACGCCGUUUCUGUCGACGAGCACGGUAUUGGUAGGUUUAAUUAUUCGUCCAAAGGUAGGGUUUGCUUCGGAGUUAAUCUUACGGUGAAUCUCGCUCCAAUUGUUUCUUUGCCUCCGGUUAGCGAUUCAAAGUUCAAGUUUAGUUAUGUUGCUUGGGUUAUUAAGUGUUUAGAAGGGAUGAACGAGGGUUCGAGGGAAGGUUUAGGUUUGAUUCUAGAAGCUUCUGUGAGGCAGUGUAGGUUGUGUAGGGUUUAUGGGAUUUGGAGCGAGGUUGUUGAUGGUACUUUGUAUUUGGUUUGUGAGAGGCAAUGUGGUAGGGUUUUGGAUAAGUUUGGUGGAUUGAGGAAUGGGUUUCUUGGUUUGAAUGGGGAUGAUUUGAAAUUGGGUAAUGGCGGGGUUUGUAGUUUUGCAAUGAUUGCUAAGGGUAUAUGUGAAGCUGUGAUUGCUUUGAAUUUGGAAGGUUUGGUUGCUGGUUGUUUGGGACUUUCCUGUUUCUCUUUUGACGAGCUUGGUGGUGUUUGUAUUGAUUUGAACGAGGUGUUGGUGAAGGGAAAGAAGAUUAUGGAUGAGGUUUCUGGUGGCGUGGGUGAUGAGUGCGAAGCGAUGUGUAAGAAUUGUUUGGAUAAUGAGCUUUUCAUUAGCCUGGAGGUUUUGGCGAAGUUCUUGCACAAGGGGGUUACUAAUCCACAGAGUGGGAAUUUGAGAUAUCCGAUUGGGUAUGGCUCAGAUGUGUGGUCGUUGGCUUGUGUGUUGCUGCAGCUUCUUAUUGGAAAUUCACUCCCCUGGAUUACUUUGGAAACGAGUGAAGAGAAUAGCCUUGACAUCUCGGCUAGUUACGUGUCUUGGGUGGAGAAAGUUAGUUCUGUUUUGGAAGAUAAAAUUGGCUCUGAAUACCAAUCACUUAAGCAGACUCUUUGCAAAUGUUUGGACAUCAAUCCGGAAAGUCGUCCAAAUGUGGUGGAUGUAAGGAAAUGCAUUCAGGACGUGUUGGUCAAACAUCAAUUUAUUUUUUUGGGCGAUUUGGAGGUCACAGUAAUCAGGAACAACACUGGUGACCCUGUGAUUCUUGUCGAGUUGUGUCAGUUGCCUGAGGCAAGUUCUAAGGAGCCGAGAGGACCUGAGUUGCAGUUGAAAGAAGACGACGGUCAACCUGAUUUCCUUCAAGGUGUGGAAAACAAAUGUGAUGAAGACUUUGUUUCUAGCUUAUCUAAGGGAAUGGCCGAGCUUAAAGAUCUGCAAGGCCAUCUUGGGUGUAUAACUGGAUUAGCUGUGGGAGGGGGAUAUUUGUUUAGCUCCUCUUUUGAUAAAACUGUUCGUGUAUGGUCCUUACAGGACUUUUCUCAUUUACACACAUUUAGAGGUCAUGAGAAUAAAGUCAUGGCUCUAGUUUAUGUAGAUGAAGAAGAACCAUUGUGUAUAAGUGGUGACGGUGGAGGGGGUAUAUUUGUCUGGGGGAUUGCUGCACCUUUUACUCAAGAUCCCUUGAGGAAAUGGUAUGAGCAGAAGGAUUGGCGCUUUAGUGGUAUCCAUUCCUUAGCUGUUUUCAGAAAUCUUUUUCUCUACACGGGAAGUGGAGAUAGAACAAUAAAAGCUUGGUCAUUAAAGGAUGGAACUUUGAUGUGCACAAUGAGUGGUCACAAAUCUGUAGUUUCCACACUUUCAGUAUGCGAUGAGGUUCUUUACAGUGGUAGUUGGGAUGGAACCAUCCGCUUGUGGAGUCUUAAUGAUCAUAGCCCGUUGACGGUUUUAGGGGAAGAUAUGCUUGGAGAGAUGAAGUCUAUCCUGGCCAUUACGGCCAAUAGGCAUUUGCUUGUUGCAGCAUAUGAAAAUGGAUGCAUAAAGGUCUGGAGAAAUGAUGUGUUCAUGAAUACCAAAACAUUGCACAAUGGUGCCAUUUUUGCGAUGAGUAUGCAGGGAAAAUGUCUUUAUACAGGAGGUUGGGACAAAAAUGUUAAUAUACAGGAAUUAUCUGGAGAUGAGUUAGAACUGGAUGUCAAAGCAUUUGGAUCAUUUCCUUCCAGUUCUGUUGUGACCGCUAUAUUAUGCAGCGAAGGAAAACUAUAUGUUGGGUAUGCUGACAAGUCUAUCAAGGAAAAUCUUGGUCGCAUUCAAAAGACUUUCACUGACUUCACCAGCUUGAACCAUUGGGUCGUUAGCGACUACUACCGUCUCGUGAACUCCGUCAAUGCUUUUGAGUCUCGGAUUCAGGCGCUCUCUGACGACCAGUUAGCUGCCAAAACAGAGGAGUUUCGCCGCCGGCUUGCCCGAGGGGAGACAUUAGCUGAUAUCCAAGCUGAGGCGUUUGCUGUUGUUCGUGAGGCUGCGAGAAGAAAACUUGGAAUGCGUCACUUUGAUGUUCAGAUUAUUGGUGGAGCUGUGCUGCAUGAUGGGUCCAUUGCUGAGAUGAAAACUGGGGAGGGAAAAACCUUAGUUUCCACGCUUGCAGCAUAUCUUAAUGCCCUGACUUCUGAGGGUGUCCAUGUCGUGACUGUCAACGAUUAUUUAGCUCAACGUGAUGCUGAAUGGAUGGGGCGUGUUCAUCGUUUCUUAGGUCUUUCUGUUGGUCUUAUUCAGAGGGGGAUGAAUUCUGAAGAGCGGAGAUUCAAUUAUAGAUGUGAUAUAACAUAUACCAAUAAUUCGGAGCUUGGUUUUGAUUACUUGAGAGAUAAUCUUGCUGGAAAUAGCAAACAGCUUGUGAUGAGAUGGCCAAAGCCAUUUCAUUUUGCUAUUGUUGAUGAGGUGGAUUCAGUCCUGAUAGAUGAGGGAAGAAAUCCAUUGUUAAUCAGUGGUGAGGCUAGUAAAGAUGCUGCACGGUAUCCUGUUGCUGCAAAAGUGGCCGAAUUGCUUAUACAGGGCAUUCAUUACAAAGUGGAACUAAAAAAUAAUUCGGUGGAGUUGACUGAGGAGGGAAUUACUCUUGCGGAAAUGGCUCUUGAAACACAUGACCUUUGGGAUGAAAAUGAUCCUUGGGCUAGAUUUGUGAUGAAUGCUUUAAAAGCUAAAGAAUUCUAUCGCCGAGAUGUUCAAUACAUGGUCAGAGAUGGAAAGGCUUUAAUUAUAAAUGAGCUGACAGGAAGAGUUGAAGAUAAAAGGAGAUGGUCUGAGGGGAUUCACCAGGCUGUAGAGGCAAAGGAAGGUUUGAAGAUUCAGGCAGAUUCUGUUGUCGUGGCUCAGAUCACAUACCAGUCAUUAUUCAAGCUUUAUCCAAAAUUGUCAGGAAUGACUGGAACUGCAAAAACAGAAGAGAAAGAGUUCUUAAAAAUGUUCCAGACGCCGGUCAUUGAAGUGCCCACAAAUCUUCCUAAUAUUCGCAAAGAUUUGCCUAUUCAGGCAUUUGCUACUGCUCGUGGGAAAUGGGAGCAAGUUCGCCGAGAAGUUGAAUAUAUGUUUGGAGAAGGACGUCCUGUCUUAGUUGGGACAACUAGUGUAGAAAAUUCCGAACUUUUGGCUGGUCUGCUUAGGGAAUGGAAUAUUCCCCAUAAUGUUUUGAAUGCUCGACCCAAGUAUGCUGCGAGAGAAGCUGAAAUUGUUGCACAGGCAGGACGGAAACAUGCCAUUACAAUAUCUACAAAUAUGGCAGGCAGGGGCACAGAUAUAAUUCUUGGAGGAAAUCCAAAAAUGCUUGCCAGAGAAAUUAUAGAGGACAGUGUACUUCCUUUUUUGACACGGGAGGAUCCAAAUAUUGAACUUGCUGGCGAGGCCAUUUCAGAUAAAGUGCUUCCAAAGAUAAAGGUGGGAUCAUCAUCAUUAGCCUUACUGGCUAAGACAGCCUUAAUGGCAAAAUAUGUAUCAAAAAGUGAGGGUAAAAGUUGGACAUAUCAGAAAGCUAUAUCUUUUAUCUUGGAAGCUAUUGAAAUGAGUCUUUCAUAUAGUUUGGAAGAGCUGGAGAAGCUGGCCAAUGAAGAAUCUGAGAUCUACCCCCUUGGUCCUACAGUGGCACUUGCCUAUCUGUCAGUUUUAAAGGAUUGUGAAGAACACUGUUUGCAUGAAGGGUCUGAGGUAAAAAGGCUUGGUGGCCUUCAUGUGAUUGGUACAUCUUUACACGAGUCCCGGAGAAUAGACAACCAGCUUCGUGGCAGAGCAGGAAGGCAGGGGGAUCCGGGGUCAACGCGAUUUAUGGUCAGCUUGCAGGAUGAGAUGUUUCAAAAGUUCAAUUUUGAUACUGAAUGGGCUGUUAGACUUAUCUCAAAGAUUACAGACGACGAGGAUCUGCCAAUUGAGGGUGAUGUCAUUGUGAAACAGCUCUUGGCAUUGCAAAUCAAUGCAGAAAAGUUCUUCUUCGGUAUAAGAAAGAACCUCGUUGAGUUUGAUGAAGUAUUGGAGGUGCAACGAAAACAUGUUUAUGAUCUAAGGCAGCUAAUCUUAACAGGAGAUGAUGAAAGCUGUUCCCAACACAUAUUCCAGUACAUGCAAGCAGUAGUGGAUGAGGUUGUCUUCAGUAACAUUGAUCCAUUGAAGCAUCCACGUAGUUGGGGUUUGAGUAAUCUCUUGAAAGAGUUUAAGACAAUCGGUGGAAAGCUGUUGCAUGAAUCAUUUGGAGGGAUUAAUGAUGACACUUUACUAAAUUCACUUAGGCAACUGAAUGAAGUGAAUUCAGUUGAUGUUGUCAAUUUUUGCCUUCCAAAUUUGCCAGCACCUCCAAAUGCUUUCAGGGGAAUUCGCAGGAAGAGCUCUUCAUUAAGACGAUGGCUUGCUAUUUGCACUGAUGAUUUAAUUGAGACCGGGAAGUAUCGCACAACAUCUAAUCUCCUUCGCAAGUAUCUUGGAGAUUUUCUAAUCGCUUCAUAUUUAGAGGUUGUUGAAGAGUCUGGCUAUGAUGAUAGACAUGUAAAAGAGAUUGAGAGAGCUGUUCUUUUGAAAACUCUUGAUUGUUUCUGGAGAGAUCAUCUUGUAAACAUGAAUAGGCUCAGCUCUGCGGUGAACGUUAGGAGCUUUGGCCACAGAAAUCCUCUAGAAGAAUACAAAAUUGAUGGUUGUCGGUUUUUCAUCUCGAUGCUCAGUGCAACUCGAAGAUUAACUGUAGAAGCACUCUUACGGCAUUGGACGUCUCCAAUGGAAUCCCAAGAAUUAUUUUUAUAAUAAAUGUUCAAAUGAAUCAUACAAUAAAGGUAGAUAAUACACUCAAAAGUUUUUUCAACUUAGACAGGAUUUUCGGAAGGUAAAUAUGGCAAGGCCAAAACUUUCUGUAGAAUGGUUUCAAGAUCAGAGUCACCCCGUCUCUCAGUAACGUUAUCUUUCUUCCUGGUUUGUCAAAGUUACAGAGAAGAUACAUGGAGAUGCUCGCAAAAAUUAUUUGUAUAUGUUCAUCCUAUUACAGGACAAUCAAAGAAGCUGAUUCUAUUUAUUCCAGUGUUUUUCUUAGAUUACAUGUUUUUUGCUGAUUAAUUGUAUUUUAGGCUCGCAUGUUAAUGAUGACUAGUGCUUAGAAAAGGAUUAGUAAGAGAUAUGCCAAAGACAUCAAAGUAAAUGACCUUUCCACCCCCUUUGUUCUACUGAAAAAAUAAGAAGCCAAUUUAGAUGUGCAUUGGUCUGUCAAUAGAGUUAAGAGCUAUAAUUAAAGUCACAUUUCAUCAUG